CUCAGUUACACUGUUGUAUUGUUUCUCUUUUUAGAGCACAUGAAAAAAAAAUAAAAAAAAUUGUCUAUUCAAUUCUUAAAAACCUUUCAAAACCCUCAUUCCUAAUUCCACGAUCGCGUACAUCAUCAUCAUCAUCUUGCUCGUGAUUCUGGACUUGGGUGGAUGAGGUAAUUGUUUGAAAAAUGUCACAGCAACCGUCGGUUAUUCUUGCAACAGCUAGUUACGAUCAUACUAUUCGCUUUUGGGAGGCGAAAAGCGGUCGUUGCUACCGUACUAUCCAAUACCCAGAUUCGCAAGUGAAUCGACUUGAAAUAAACCCAGAUAAGCGCUACUUGGCUGCAGCUGGUAAUCCUCACAUUCGCUUAUUCGAUGUCAACUCAAACAGCCCUCAACCUGUGAGAAGCUAUGACUCCCACACAAAUAAUGUUAUGGCAGUGGGAUUUCAGUGUGAUGGAAACUGGAUGUACUCAGGAUCUGAGGAUGGCACAGUAAAGAUUUGGGAUUUGAGAGCUCCAGGCUGCCAAAGGGAGUAUGAAAGCCGUGCAGCUGUUAACACAGUUGUGCUACACCCAAAUCAGACUGAGCUGAUUUCUGGUGAUCAAAACGGAAACAUCCGUGUCUGGGAUUUGACAGCAAAUUCUUGCAGCUGCGAAUUGGUACCAGAGGUGGAUACAGCUGUGAGAUCUCUAACAGUUAUGUGGGAUGGAAGCUUGGUUGUUGCUGCAAAUAAUCGUGGAACAUGUUAUGUUUGGCGCCUGUUGCGAGGAAACCAGACUAUGACCAAUUUUGAGCCACUUCACAAGCUACAAGCUCAUGAUGGCUACAUUCUCAAAUGUCUUCUGUCACCUGAGUUCUGUGAACCCCAUAGAUAUUUGGCAACUGCAUCAUCAGAUCACACCGUCAAGAUAUGGAAUGUUGAUGGGUUUACGCUCGAGAAAACUUUAAUAGGCCAUCAACGGUGGGUGUGGGACUGCGUUUUUUCAGUAGAUGGGGCUUACCUAAUAACAGCUUCUUCUGAUACAACAGCAAGACUUUGGUCUAUGUCGACUGGCGAAGACAUUAAAAUGUAUCAGGGUCAUCACAAAGCAACUGUUUGUUGUGCUCUCCAUGAUGGAGCGGAGCCCUCUCCGACUUGAACCUGGUUCUGUUUUCUUUUAGCAUUAUACUAAUUAUCUAUUCCCUAAACAAAUCUGUUUAGUUUUUCUUGUAAGCUUGUGUAAAUUAUGUUGCUGCAUUUAGAAAAAUCGGUUGUCAAUGCUAAUUUUUACGAGACUAACAGAACCAAUGUGCUUGUGUUUUUUCCUUUCAGACGGUUGAUCUGUUGUCUGUUUUGUCGAAGUCUGGAGGAUUUGUAAAAAGAUUGUUCUUUAAAAUCACUGAUUUUUUUAGUUUUAUUUACA
Messenger RNA from Mercurialis annua (annual mercury), 1400 nucleotides. Its product is annotated as target of rapamycin complex subunit LST8. The coding region runs from base 183 to 1136 and encodes 317 amino acids. Gene Ontology annotation, biological process: regulation of actin cytoskeleton organization; TOR signaling. The transcript is spliced from 11 exons. The record is from RefSeq and is a predicted model, not a curated record. NCBI's taxonomy places the organism in Eukaryota, Viridiplantae, Streptophyta, Magnoliopsida, Malpighiales, Euphorbiaceae. Gene Ontology annotation, molecular function: protein binding. Gene Ontology annotation, cellular component: TORC2 complex; TORC1 complex.